ACCAUCUAAUACUAUCGCUCUUUAACCGAGCACGGCCAACCGGUCUCUCAGUCUUUAGACGUACGCUCGAAGGUAAGCAGUGUCUGCCAUCAUCGUAACACCUGUUACAUUGUGCUCCAAUCCGUGCCGUGUGUGCUUUUUGUUUUCGUUCGCCUUCUUCGCUUACUUCUUGUUCUGGGCUGCCGACGAGCCUCACGAUCACGAUCACGAGAGUUCAAUCCGUGGGCCCGCUUGGAUCGCGUAAUCGCCGAGUCAGCAGCUUGUGCUUGUCGCGCAUUGAAGUUUUCUUCAGCUCGUACCACGCCAACCGUGAUUUUCAUCGCUUUUCGGGAUUUUGUUGUGCUUUUCGUUUUCCGUUUAAUCAUUCAAUUAUUGUUAAUUUGCUUACGGAAGAUUCGCUGGUCGAAGAGAGCGAAGAAGAAAAACCAAAACAAUAUAAUCAAUUCGGAGAUUUACGGCAGUUGAAGUGGUUUGUGUUGAUGCAGCAGAUGUAUGUGGCCAGCGGUAAACGAGAGUCAAGUGUGUGCAGCUGUCAGAACACUGCCCAAGAAGGAAAGCUUUUAAUCGAAUAAGAGUGAACGAUUAGCUAUGGAUUUUCAGUUAAUCAACAGGUUUUUUAGUACCAGGGAGCAGAUUUGACGGAGAAAUUGUUGCGAAAUUGUGUCUGAAACCGGUGAAUCAACAAGUAACAAUUGUUAUCAUUCUAUUGAAGAAAAAUAUGUCAAUAUGUCGCUUUACAAAUCGGAUUAGCAGAGAAGCUCACAAGUUAAGCAUUUCAGCGGUCAGUGUCACGUUUUUCGCUGAUGUUGUGGAAUGGAAUGCGUGCAAUGAAACUAGCCUAACCAGAAACACCUUAAUAGGCUAAAAGAUUAAACCAAAGCUUGUUGCACAGCACCGUGUUCGUGUCACCUUGCUGCGAAACAGUUCGGGCCAAGGUUUUGUUUGUUUUACUACGGUUAAAUGUAACAUUUUGUACGUUAGUGUUUGUAGCUGUAUUUUGGAAAAAAAAGUGAAAUCAUAACGAAGAUAAAUCCCGUAAAUCACAUAAAAAACUAUCGAACCCAUCCUGACAGUGCUGAAUGGAUUCUUUGACUAUACAAGCGAACAGCGAGAGGCAAAUGGCACAGGAAAACAAGACGACAAUUAACCAGUACUCAUGGAACUCGAAUAAAACCGUUUGAUGAUCAAUCGGUCAAAAAUUAAAAGGAGAAAAAAUAGAUAUCUCGGUAGACGGUGGUUUAUGGUGGUUGCGCGCGGUGGAAAAUUAAUUAGUGCACUCGAGAGUUAAUCCGCCAGUGAGAAAGAAGGAUCAGAAAAAAAGUGUUUGAAAUCCGAAUCGUGUUAUCUGCGAGUGGAUUCUUUUUUGAGCCGUAUUUAUGCCAUCCACAUUCGCGGUCUUCACAGAACGAGUGAACGAAAAUAAGGGAAUAAAAAAGCUUAGAUUAUAGCCGGACCCAGACCCAACAGCCCGCUGGAUCUGCUGGGCGCCACCAAAUGCUAACCAGUAGCUAGUCUGCUCUGUGAAGCAACCGCAUGACCGAAGCUGAUACCGGAAUCAGUUAAUUGGAUUAAAUCUUGUUAAUGAUGAUCUAAUAACUGGACUCGAACGCACAUGAUGCGUUUAUUUAAAGGCAGAAAGCUUUCUAAUAUAGAUAGUGCAUUCUCAGAAUCAGCACCGUCAGAACCAAUAUCUAGCGAAGCUGACCUCGGUGCUGUACAGAGGAUCCAAUCAAACCGUAAUGAUAUUAGCGAUUCAAGCAUUGAUUCAUCAAAUUUUGGUCGAGCAGGCGCUCGUGGUAGUUCAGGGCCACCGCUAGCUUUGGAAUCGAAUCAAAACGGUUCACUGCUGGUGUGCUCGCCAGCACAAACCUUAACAGGGACACUCUUCCGGGAUGCUGGUUUAAAUGAUUCAAUAUCACAGCCAACGGCUGCGCUGCUUCAAAAUAGAAAAUCUUUGCCAAUUUAUAACAAACCCGAAAAUAUAACAUUAUUGUUCGAGAAACAACCCCAUCACGGACCUGGUCUCGCGAUAGGAAACGGAAGUGGUGCGUCGUUGUCAACAGGACAGCUAAAACAGAUGCAUCAUCGACAGUAUCAGCAGCAGCAACAGCAUCAGCAGCCAUCAUCGGGCUUUCAUCCUCAACGGCAGCACUCGCAAUCCAAUCAAAUAACCGCAAUCGGGCCGCUGAUUGGCAGAAACAGUAUUGGUCCACUGCCCGGGUAUAAGCUGGUCACUGCUGUUCCAGCCAUGGUGCUAGACGACGAACCUCCUACAAUCACUGCGACUGUGGCAACGGUGGCGAAGGAGAGCAAAAAUGUAUUCACAUGGGGUCGAAAGAUGGGCAAAAAGUUUGACCUUCUGCGUCGUGGUAGUGAUGCCCAGAAGCUCCCGACGACACCUCCAUCACCAACUAACACGCCAACAUGCGUGUCCAUAUUCAACACCGACACCAUCAAGAAAACCAAAACCGUUCCACUAAAAGCAUAUCAACCAGGAAAUGAUUCUUUGGUCAAACUAAAUAACGAACGUUCCUCCGGAACGCUGAGAAAUUUUUUCUAUCGCAUGGGAUCAACUGGAAUGUUGAACAAUCGUUCCAGCCAAAUUCAAAAACAAAUUCAACAACAAUCAUCUAAACAGCAACAGCAAAAGCAGGAAUCCAGUCAAUCACAAACGAACCAAACUGGUUUCACGGGCAAAGGUAAAAUGGAUGGACAUUCGGUGCUCUAUCGAAGCAGCUCCACCAGUCAACUGAACUCUUCCUCAUACGUCAAAUGUGAUGACCCAACGGAAGGUAUCAACUUGGCCAAUGGAAACCACAAAAAUGCAGUCAGCAGUACCAAUCUCAACAGCCCUCCGCUCGAUCAGUCAACUCCAAAGCAAUCUCCGGCUACAAAAUCAUCCAGCUGUGAUGACAUAGUAAGGGUAGCUGCCUCUCAAGAACAACUGUCAAAGAAAGCACAUUUCCCGUACGCUUUUCUUCGUUCCAAGUUGUCAGUGCUGCCCGAAGAGAACGGAGGUUCCGUAAUCAACUACAAUCGAAUACGGGAGAAUCUUCUCCGAUCGGGGAACCGUGGAUCAGUUAUUAGUCUUCGGUCCGAGUUUGAUAACAUAUCGAUAGCUGAUUCACAGUUGAAUAUUUCCGACAACGGAGAAGUGUUUCUGUCAGGAACCGAUUCAAAAUCCCUUACGGCAUGUGAACUGGGAACAAUGUCUCGCAACAACUCGAUUAAGAAAUUAUCCGACGAUCCAAGUUUCGUCGGUAACUACCAAAGACUGAGCAGUUGUCUGAGCAGCAAUGAAUCUGGUUACGACAGCGAUGGUAGACAUGCGGAGGAUAAAAUGGAUGACAAUGGAUCCGCAUCGGCGGUGAAUAGUCUGACGGCACAUCCCGGUACAACGAGCAUCGACUCGUACGCGGAUGCGAUACGGAACAAGGACCAAUCUUACAUGUUCGGUAGCAGACGCCGACUCUCUUCAACUAGCUCGGUUGUGUCCCUGCAAAAUUUGGAUAGCAGCUCGGUGCGACGACGCUUCCGACAGAUUAAACUAGGAAAGCAAAGACCCCACGAAGUGGUAGGCAUUGAGUUGACACCACAGACGGUUAGCACGGAUGAAGGCGAUUGCGAAACACGUUAUCUGGUGACGGAAAUUGACCCGGAAGGAAUUGCCUAUAGAGAUGGGCGCCUGCGGAUUGGCGAUGAGAUUGUCAACGUAAACGGGCACCAUUUACGUGGUCUGCAAUCUCCCAGCACGGUUCAACGCAUACUGUCGACAUUCGUGAACAACAUUGUAGACCUUGUCAUUGCGCAUGACGAGCUAACUACGUUCAACACUGACCUGCACCGGAAGAUCAAGAUUGACGCUAGCGCAAGUAAUCAAGUCAACGAAUUGGAGAUCAACGAUGCGGGUGGGCCAAACACAGUCAAUGGCAAUAUUCCGAGACAGCAACAUUCUGUCCUAGUGCCAGGCUCCUCGACACUGAUCAAUUGCUCGGCACCCAACUCGAAUGGACGCUUGAAACAGCAGCAUCAAACGUCGGUGAAAUCUUUUUUCCCAAUGACACCCAUCUACGCACCAACGGACUACGUUCCGGUGUACGCUAAUAGGAUCUCCAUUUCCAACACUAUUUGUGACGAUGAAAAAUGGCAAAUGUUAAGCAGGCAGCGAAGUGAGGCGUUGGGCAAGAAUGGCUAUUCGCAGAUACUUGGCUCGAAGCGGGUCAUUAAAGACAGUGACGACGAUAUCAUCAUCGUUCCGCAAGGGCUCCCAAACGGUGCCCAGUCAGGUGAAGCAGGACUUCACACGCUCUAUCGACCGGUAUCACAGGGUAACCUUAGUCGCCAUUCGUCAAUCGCCCAUCUGGCGGAGAAUGACGACUGUGAGAACGAUGCAAUUCCGGCCCGUCCGGUCACCAUGGUAGAGAUAAUUUCCGACACCAUCCGUCGUAACGUUCCUUUCGGUAGCAUUAGCAGCAGCAACCGCCAGGCAAACCUUGACUAUCGGUCUAUCAAGAUCAAGAAACCAGAGGAUAUUCCAAAGACAGUACAAAGAAUCAGGCUGAAAUCUUACAAUGAAACCGGUACGGUUUUGGCUUCAGAUGCAGACGAAACAAACCCUGCUAAGACCACGACAGAAGGAAAUUCGCUCCAACGGUCAAAGACGGAGCAGAACAUAAGUGGCCAGGAAGAGUUGGAUUGUUCGAUCGAUAGCACCAAAUACGAAUCUGGCGUUCGAAUAUUAAUUAACGACGAAGGAUCAUCAUAUAUUGAGGGAAUUCACAAAUGCACCUAUUUAACGGUUACCUAUUACAAAGGUGUUGGUAUGAAGUCACUUGGUUUCAGUAUCGUCGGCGGAAGAGAUUCUCCGAAGGGCAACAUGGGUAUCUACGUUAAAACAGUCUUCCCUAGUGGACAGGCGGCUCUAGAUGGCAAUCUUAUGGCUGGCGACGAGAUAGUUUCGAUCAAUGACGUGAUGGUGAUAGGAAUGAGUCACACAGAAACUAUUGCACUGUUCAAAAAUAUUAAGGAAGGACCGGUAAUGUUAAAAUUGGCCAGACGAAAGUAUCAAAGAGCCAAAUCCGUAGAUAACUUGCCAAAUUGAGCUGCACCAUGGACAACAACACAACCUUUUUUAAAUCCUUCAAAGUUUAUCUUACUAGAUGUCUUCCAACUUAGCUUCCCUACCACCCCAAAUGAUUUCACUCUAAAGCAUUUUUGCGCUACCACACUCAGAAGCAAAAGGAUCGACCGCAAGGUUAUAGCACUCAAUUCUAGUCACUUAUGUGUACUUAAACUUAAAAAAUGAACUUUUUGUAUACCAUUUGUCUCAAUCUGUAAAUCUACUAAUUAAGACUAUCAUUAGUUAAGUUGUGUGAUUAAAAUAUUGGGCCCUGAAAUCGUAGACGAAAACAAAGGUUCUCGGUAAGAUUUAGAUGUAAAUCACGUUUACGAAAGAAUCAAAGAUUAUUCAGCAAGUGUGUACAAAACUUUAUUGUUACAGUAAAUAAAAGAUUUCACUCUUUUGAUUCCGCAA
Malaya genurostris is the source of this 5533-nucleotide messenger RNA. RefSeq lists its product as uncharacterized. Gene Ontology annotation, molecular function: protein binding. The transcript is spliced from 9 exons. Bases 1613 to 5101 code for a protein of 1162 amino acids. The record is from RefSeq and is a predicted model, not a curated record. Lineage: Eukaryota; Metazoa; Arthropoda; Insecta; Diptera; Culicidae.